Lynx canadensis (Canada lynx) is the source of this 1143-nucleotide messenger RNA. RefSeq names its product ATPase H+ transporting V0 subunit c (gene ATP6V0C). Gene Ontology annotation, molecular function: proton-transporting ATPase activity, rotational mechanism. The transcript is spliced from 3 exons. The record is from RefSeq and is a predicted model, not a curated record. The coding region runs from base 148 to 615 and encodes 155 amino acids. Gene Ontology annotation, biological process: proton transmembrane transport. NCBI's taxonomy places the organism in Eukaryota, Metazoa, Chordata, Mammalia, Carnivora, Felidae. Gene Ontology annotation, cellular component: proton-transporting V-type ATPase, V0 domain.
GCGGUGCUGGUAUUUAGAGCGCAGCCGCUGACGGGCCGGGUCGCCUUCGCAGCCGCCUGACUGCUCUCAUUGCGCUCGCUUGCCGUGCCCGGCCCGUCCUCGCCCCCGUCUUGGCCCGCUGAGCUCGCCCUCUCCCCACCCGCAGACAUGUCCGAGGCCAAGAGCGGCCCCGAGUACGCCUCCUUUUUCGCGGUCAUGGGCGCCUCGGCCGCCAUGGUCUUCAGCGCCCUGGGUGCCGCCUACGGUACAGCCAAGAGUGGCACUGGCAUCGCGGCCAUGUCUGUCAUGCGGCCAGAACUGAUCAUGAAGUCCAUCAUCCCAGUGGUCAUGGCUGGUAUCAUCGCCAUCUACGGGCUGGUGGUGGCCGUCCUCAUCGCUAAUUCCCUGAAUGAUGGCAUCACUCUCUACAGGAGUUUCCUCCAACUGGGUGCUGGCCUGAGCGUGGGCCUCAGCGGGCUGGCAGCUGGCUUUGCCAUUGGCAUCGUGGGGGACGCUGGUGUGCGUGGCACUGCCCAGCAGCCCCGGCUAUUCGUGGGCAUGAUCCUGAUCCUCAUCUUCGCCGAGGUGCUCGGCCUCUACGGUCUCAUCGUUGCCCUUAUCCUCUCCACAAAGUAGCCCCUCUCCGAGCGCACCAGCCACAGAACACGAUGUAAAGACCACCCCUCAUUCCGAAAUGAACAGCCUGACACACACGCACGGGGCCGCCGCCCCCCAGUAGUCGGUCUUGUAAAUGCGCAGUGUCCUAGUGCCCGUUGUCUGCUACCCCGGCCUCGCCCCCGCCCCGCCCCGUGCCGUGGACAUCCGGGCCCACUCCUUACCCAUCCGGGCCUCCGGCCGCCCCCACUCAUCUGCCCUAGAGCGCUCUGUAGAAGGGUGAAUUAGAGUUGUCAUUUUCUCUUCACUGGAUGUUUCUUAUUUAUAAAGAUUUGAUCUGUUCAUACGUCUGUGGAGCAGCCCUCCGUCCCCAACUAUAUAGUAAUCUUAGGUCGAGUGUUGCGUUGCGGGGUUGCCGUUUGCUCCGAGACUCUUUGGAUCGAACCACCCUCCUCCAGCCCUGGCUGUCGGGGGCCGCGGGCCAGUGUGCUGGGCCUGCGAGGUCCUGGAGCCGAGCCGUGUCCAAUAAAGUUCUCGGUUGUGACUGGA